AUGUUCUGGCUGAUGGGUGUAUAUCUUCUACGGAAUCGGGCCAGGGGAGAAUAAACAUCUGGCUCAGACCAGCGGGCUGCUCGUUGCCUGUUGAGGACCAUAUGACAGAUGGAGAGGGAGUGUAAGCCUCGCAACACUUCCAUUUUUGACGGUACUCACAGUUGCCUUCCCAAAAUAGCCUUCACUCCACAGCCUUAUAUGUGCAGGGCUUCGGCGUGCUCCUUCGGAGGCAUCGUGUAUCUAGGCCACACGAUGUUGACUACAGGCUCAUUGUUGCCGUGUUUUAGCAGGCCUAUCACUACGCCGGGCAGGAGGCCUCCUUCCGCUUCUCACGUCAGCUCGCCAUGCAUCUCACCCAGCUCAACCGCGAAUGCCUGCUGCACCUCUUCUCCUUCCUGGACAAGGACAAUCGGAGGAGUCUGUCCCUUACCUGUCAGCAGCUCCACGAGGUCUUCCUGGAUCCCCGUCUCUGGUCGCUGCUCUGCUUUAGCUCUCCGUGCCAGUUGAGAAGGGACAACUUUGUGCUCGGUCCCUCGCUGCGCUUCCUGACUAUCUGCUGGCACUCCAGCAGGGUCCAGCUAGUGUGUAACAUUGAAGACUGGAUGAAGACCUCGUUUCAGAAGGAUAUCUGCAGUAAGCACCAAAGUCUGGUCAGCACUUUUCUGGCUCAUGUCUGCCACAUGUGCCCCCACCUGCUCUCGCUGACCCUCUCUGGCUGCGGACACGUCACCGACGACGACGUGGUCUCCGUGCUGCGGUGCUGCGGGAAGCUGCGCUGGCUGCGCCUCGAGAACUGCGUCCGCGUUACCGACCGCAUCCUGCAAGCUGUGGUGGACCACGGCGGCGGCCUAGAGGAGCUGCAGGUGGAUUUCUGUCGGAACAUCACCUGGGCGGGGCUGCGGGUCGUCCGGGACAGGAGGCCAGCGGUUCGACUGAGGGCCGAGAGGAGUGCCAGCAUGAUCCCCGACUGCAGGCCCGAUGAGAUGCCCAAGAGCACGCUGCAGAAGAUCCUGCACUUCUCCUGAUGGCGACACGCCGCCGCGGCGGAGGCCUACGAGAGCGGCCUUGGCAAGGGACCCCAGGGAGGAGCACUGAUGUGAUAGCUGUGCUCAAGGUUUGAACUUGUUGCCGGAGUACGUUCAGGUUGUGUGUUGUGUUUUUGUGUUGGAUUCAUAACCGCUUUUGAUAGAAAUGCUUUUUGCAUACAAGCUUUGAUAUUGAGAUAGAUCGCCUCUGUUGACCAGCCAUUCCCUUUUAUUUUCCUUUUCUCAGAUAAGUGACUCUAUCUGCGCUAAUAACGUUCAAUCAAGAUGACUGCCACACCAAAGCAUUUAAUAAACGAACUGUA
Molecule: messenger RNA, 1348 nt
Organism: Lampris incognitus (smalleye Pacific opah)
Lineage: Eukaryota; Metazoa; Chordata; Actinopteri; Lampriformes; Lampridae
Gene: fbxl22
Product: F-box and leucine-rich repeat protein 22
Exons: 2
Coding region: 345-1025 (226 amino acids)
Molecular function (GO): protein binding
Source: RefSeq, a predicted model, not a curated record